ACCUUAAUCACUCCCUAAUUACGUCUUAAUCAUGACCCAAAUCACCAUCCUUUUCAUCUCAUUUGCCCUCUUCUCCAUCCUCAAAGUCCAACCCAUCGACUUCCAAGUUGGUGGUGACAAAGGGUGGUCAAUCCCUCCUUCCAACGAUACCCGUCUCUUCGACCAAUGGGCUUCCAAGAAUCGCUUUAAUAUCAACGACACCCUUCGUUUUGAGUACAAGAAGGAUUCGGUGUUGGUUGUGAGCAAAGAGGAGCACGAGAAGUGCAAAUCAGUGCACCCGGUCUUUUUUUCCAACAACGGUGACACGAGUUUCGAGCUAGACCGAUCGGGAUUCUUUUAUUUCAUUAGUGGGGUUUCGGGCCAUUGUGAACGUGGGCUUAAGAUGAUCGUGAAGGUUUUGGAGCCUGAAAACGUUGCUGCUCAAUCUGCAAACCAGACCGCGAGUAUGAAAAACGGAGGGAUGGGAUUGGUUAAAAUGAGUGGAGAUAUGUAUUCUCAAAUAAGUGUUGUGAUCAUGGGAAGUGUGUCGUUAUUUAUGAUGCUUUUUGUGUGA
Messenger RNA from Cynara cardunculus var. scolymus (artichoke), 553 nucleotides. RefSeq names its product mavicyanin-like. Bases 32 to 553 code for a protein of 173 amino acids. Gene Ontology annotation, molecular function: electron transfer activity. Lineage: Eukaryota; Viridiplantae; Streptophyta; Magnoliopsida; Asterales; Asteraceae. The record is from RefSeq and is a predicted model, not a curated record. Gene Ontology annotation, cellular component: plasma membrane. The transcript is spliced from 2 exons.